Manis pentadactyla (Chinese pangolin) is the source of this 960-nucleotide messenger RNA. RefSeq names its product olfactory receptor 10H1-like. Lineage: Eukaryota; Metazoa; Chordata; Mammalia; Pholidota; Manidae. The transcript has a single exon. Gene Ontology annotation, cellular component: membrane. Bases 1 to 960 code for a protein of 319 amino acids. Gene Ontology annotation, molecular function: olfactory receptor activity; G protein-coupled receptor activity. Gene Ontology annotation, biological process: G protein-coupled receptor signaling pathway. The record is from RefSeq and is a predicted model, not a curated record.
AUGGCCACCAGGCUCAGGAUAAACUCCACCUCCAUGUCUGAAUUCAUCGUCCUCGGCUUCUCCACCUUCCCGCAGCAGCUCCUGCCUGCCUUCUUCCUGCUGAUCCUGCUCAUGUACCUGUUCACGCUGCUGGGCAACCUGCUCAUCAUGGGCACCGUCUGGAGCGAGCGCAGCCUCCACGCGCCCAUGUACCUCUUCCUGUGCGCCCUCUCCGUCUCUGAGAUCCUCUACACCUUCACCAUCAUCCUGCGCAUGCUGGCCGACCUGCUCUCCACCCACCGCUCCAUCAGCUCCGUGGCCUGUGCCGUGCAGAUGUUCUUCUCCUUUAUGUUUGGCUUCACACACUCCUUCCUGCUCACCGUCAUGGGCUAUGACCGCUACGUGGCCAUCUGCCACCCCCUGCGCUACAGUGUGCUCAUGAGCCCCCGUAGCUGUGCCUGCCUGGUGGCCUGGUCCUGGGCUGGUGGCUCAGUCAUGGGGCUGGUGGUGACCAUGGCCAUUUUCCACCUCACCUUCUGUGGACCUAGUGAGGUCCAACAUUUCUUCUGCCAUGUGCCACCUCAUGUGCAGUUGGCUUGUGGGGACAAUGUCUCCACAGUGGCCAAGGGCGUGGGCCUGGUGUGCAUCUCGGCCCUGCUGGGCUGCUGUCUCCUCAUCAUCCUCUCCUAUGUCUUCAUUGUGGCUGCUGUCCUUAGGAUCCCCUCAGCGAAGGGCCGGCACAAGGCCUUCUCCACAUGCGUGUCCCACCUCACCGUGGUGGUGGUGCACUACGGCUUUGCCUCUGUCAUCUACCUCCAGCCCCGGGGUCCCCAGUCUCUGGAAGCAGACGCCCUGAUGGGCACCACCUACACGGUGCUCACGCCCUUCCUCAGCCCCAUCAUCUUCAGCCUCAGGAACAAGCAGCUGAAGGACGCCAUGAAGAAGACCUUCCUCAGCAAACUCCACCAUCAGAGCUCCUGA